AUGCAAUAUGCCAAUUGUGGUAACCUUCAAAAUUAUCUCGAAAAGAAUUUAAAAGAUCUUCAUUCUAAGAGCAUAGUUAUUCAUGAUGAUAAUGCCAAAAUCACAGAUUUUGGUAUUUCAAGAAAUAUGAAUACUCAAAAUUCCAGUAUUCAUAUCGGUAAUUUUGGUAGGAUCCGAGAUCGUGAAAUUGCUGUAGAAAAUACCCCUAAGCUUUAUGAAGAACUUUAUAAAAAAUGUUGGGACACAAUGCCAGAGAAAAGACCGAGUAUUAGAAAAGUAUUAGACGAUCUUGAAAAAAUUAUUGAAGAGAAAAAGCCAAUCGCUAUAGAAGUAUCAGAAGAAUCUAAAAAAAUAUGUUUUGAAGAUCAUCACUCAUAUCCUAAGGAAACGGAUAUUGAUGUUUCAACUAGAGGUGUUUAUUAA
This is a messenger RNA of Funneliformis mosseae, 423 nucleotides long. Lineage: Eukaryota; Fungi; Glomeromycota; Glomeromycetes; Glomerales; Glomeraceae. The record is from the annotation of a GenBank genome assembly.